This is a messenger RNA of Aspergillus candidus, 1275 nucleotides long. Its product is annotated as DUF367-domain-containing protein. Lineage: Eukaryota; Fungi; Ascomycota; Eurotiomycetes; Eurotiales; Aspergillaceae. The transcript has 3 exons. The record is from RefSeq and is a predicted model, not a curated record. Gene Ontology annotation, molecular function: rRNA small subunit aminocarboxypropyltransferase activity. The coding region runs from base 97 to 1188 and encodes 363 amino acids. Gene Ontology annotation, biological process: maturation of SSU-rRNA.
CCGAUCUUGACAUUUUUCCCUCCUGAAUUCUACACCAGUGUACCCUCUACUAUACAAUUCCAGCAGACAAUUAAACUACAGAAAGACAAGAAGAAAAUGGUCCGCCACAAAAAAGACCACAUGCCCCGAGGAGGCAAGAAAUUCUCCAAUCCCCGCCCGCGCGUACCCCGCGAUGGCGACGGCCCCUCCACCAAACCCUCCUUCAAGGCCGCCUGCUGGGACCUGGGGCACUGCGAUCCGAAGCGCUGCUCCGGUAAACGGCUGAUGAAAUUGGGGCUGAUGCGCGAGUUGAAUAUCGGGCAGAGGUUUCCCGGUGUGAUUGUCAGCCCCAACGCAAAGAAGAUCAUCUCCCCCGCAGACAAGGAACUCAUGGAGCAAUACGGCGCCGCAGUGGUGGAGUGCUCCUGGGUGCGCGUAAAGGAAGUCCCCUGGGCGCGGAUAGGCGGGAAGUGCGAGCGACUACUCCCCUACUUAAUCGCCGCAAACACAGUAAACUACGGCAAACCCUGGCGCCUCAACUGCGUCGAAGCCCUCGCCGCCUGCUUCUGCAUCUGCGGCCACUUCGACUGGGCGCGUGACGUCCUCCAACACUUCCGGUACGGCGAGGCCUUCCUAGAAAUCAACUCGGAGCUACUCCAGCGCUACGCAGCAUGCGAGACGGAAGAGGACGUCAAGCGGACCGAGGAGGAGUGGCUCGCGAAGAUCGAGCGCGAGUACGAAGAGAGCCGCGAGACGGGCGCGGACGACAUGUGGACGGUGGGGAACACAAACCGGAAGGUGCAGGCUGGGUCAGACGAUAGCGAGGAGGAUGGAUCUGACGGUGAAGAGGAGGAGGAAGACAAAGACCCUUUUGCUAUCUCCGAUGACUCGGAAGAUGAGGCGCAGAUGGCGGAGAUCAGGGCCAAGACGCUUGCGUCCAAGGCCUUCCAGAACCCUACUACUGUGCCGGAGAAGCCGCAGCCGGAGAAGAUCGCUCGGCCGGAGGGCGAGAGACAGCGGCUGGAGGACUCGGAUGCCGAGUCUGGGUCUGCUGAGGAUAGCGACGAUGAGGCGUUUGACAAUAUCAUCGAUGCAACGCCUGUCACGGACCGGACGGGGAUUGCGGCUGCGCAGCGCAAGGGGAAGGCGACGGAGACGUUUAGUGCGUCGUUCUCGAGGACGGUGGUCGAUGCGCCGAAGCGGUGGUGAUUGUUUGUUGCAUCGGGCAAAGAAAAAGUUACAUCCGCAUGUCUGGGUUUUGGAGUUCGGAGCUAUGCACGAUAUGUACUACUUAUG